AUGACUAAUGUCAACGAUUUGGAGACUUUUAGAAGGGAAUGGCAGAGUGAAUUGAAUAAAGACCACAGUGAGCGUAAAGAAGAACGUAUAUAUCAUGACACGGAUGUGGCAGUUGAAUGCUAUAAGCAAGCUGUAGAAGCUGAACAAGUGGGACAACUUAACGAUUCAUUGAUACUAUACAGAAAAGCAUUCAAAUUGGAUGAUCAGGUGGAUAAACAAUAUGGAAACUAUAUAAAGCAGAAACAAGCACGAGAAGCUGAGGAAAUUGCUAUCGAUAGUGUAACUACGGUAGAAACAGUGAAGAAUGACAUACAAAUAAACGAGGAUGGCAAACAUACUUAUAAUUUCUCAAAAACUAUUCAAACUGGACCAGAUGCACCAAAACAAUCAACCUAUAGAUUAGACGCAAUAGAUAAACUCAUUCAAUCGUUAAAUGAAAAUCUCAGAUUGGAAGCUGACCAAGAGGACGAAGAAUGCCCAAUAUCGACACUCCCAGAUGAGAUCAUUUUGAACAUCUAUAGACAUCUAGUACAUAAGUCUGAUUUACAAACACUCAUGAGGUUCGCAUGCAGUAGCAGAAAGUUAUUAGUUCUCUCGAAUGAUAAUAUUAUAUGGAAAGACCUCGUCAAGACUCAUUUAGUCCCUCCAUAUCAAAUAAAACAAUCUAUAGACGUCGAUGAUAUUGCAACCUACAAGUUUAACGGCGCUUGGCGUAAGCUUUGGCUUGAUAUACCUAGAAUUAGGCUAGAUGGUGUAUAUAUCUCCGUAUGUCAUUACCUGCGACACGGUGAAUCAGAAUCCGCUUGGAAUACCUUCACGCAAUUAGUUACGUUUUACCGGUAUUUGAGAUUUUUCAAUGAUGGUUUGGUUAUUAGUUGGUUGAGUACAGACGUACCAAACCAAAGUGUACCGACUAUCACUAAAGACAUGAGAAGCAAGGGGUUGUUACACGGUUAUUGGAAAUUGCGGGGUGAUUUGAUUCUCAUUUCAGAUCUUAAAGAUCCUGAUCGUGUGAGGGUCCCUUACCGAUUUAGAAUGAAAGCCAAACUCAAGUCGAGUGUGCAUGGUAAGCACAACAAGGUUGAUUUAAUGGAGUAUACAUCUCUUAACAAUGAGGAAGAAGAGGUGAGCAUACCUUUGAAACAUCAACGGCCAUUCUACUUCUCAAAAGUACGCAGUUGGACUGCACUUACACCUUUAUCGGAUUGAAUGAUAUAUAUUUAUUCUUUAUUAUACAUGCGUGCAUUGAAUUAGAAAGGCUAAUUUAAAUGUA
This is a messenger RNA of Wallemia mellicola CBS 633.66, 1273 nucleotides long. RefSeq lists its product as hypothetical. Gene Ontology annotation, biological process: SCF-dependent proteasomal ubiquitin-dependent protein catabolic process. Bases 1 to 1209 code for a protein of 402 amino acids. Gene Ontology annotation, cellular component: SCF ubiquitin ligase complex. The transcript is spliced from 3 exons. Gene Ontology annotation, molecular function: protein binding. The record is from RefSeq and is a predicted model, not a curated record. NCBI's taxonomy places the organism in Eukaryota, Fungi, Basidiomycota, Wallemiomycetes, Wallemiales, Wallemiaceae.